Messenger RNA from Planococcus citri (citrus mealybug), 978 nucleotides. RefSeq names its product NAD(+) hydrolase sarm1-like. Gene Ontology annotation, cellular component: dendrite. NCBI's taxonomy places the organism in Eukaryota, Metazoa, Arthropoda, Insecta, Hemiptera, Pseudococcidae. Gene Ontology annotation, biological process: signal transduction; negative regulation of MyD88-independent toll-like receptor signaling pathway; response to axon injury. Gene Ontology annotation, molecular function: NAD+ nucleosidase activity; signaling adaptor activity. The transcript has 4 exons. The coding region runs from base 349 to 927 and encodes 192 amino acids. The record is from RefSeq and is a predicted model, not a curated record.
GCGUUUUCUUUUUCGAUGCGUCGUCGUUGGUUUGAUACUCACGAUCACGAUAGUCAGCGAAUUCUUUUACAUAAAUUUCUAUUCUGCGAUAUGAGAUCAUCGUCCAUUCGUCCGAAACUUGCCUAUGAAGCAUAUUUCGAAGAAAAGGCUCGUAAUUUUAUAAUGUCGUACUGCUUAGUCUUAGAAUAUUUGAUCGCUCUUCAUUCGUGAGUUAUAUUUGAAACAGUGAACUUCUUCUCGCAAUAGGUAUUCGAAGUUUUUAGUGUUCUUAUAAAAAAGUGAUACGAAGUGGAAAUCUUAAAGACGUACUUGUAUUAUUAGGUAGGUACCUUACCUAUCAUUUGAGAGAUGGAUUCUCAACGAGAUGCGAAAAAAUUUACGGACGCGUUCAUAAGUUAUCGUCGGUCUGACGGGUCUCUCUUGGCAAGUUUACUGAAAACUCACUUGAAAUACAACAAUUUUGAAGCCUUUCUUGACGUGAAAAAUUUAGGAGUAGGCCGAUUCGAUGAAAGUCUCCUAAGAAAUAUUGAAGAAACCCGAAAUUUUGUGUUAGUAUUGACGCCAAAUGCUUUAGAUCGAUGCAUCGGUGACGAUGACUGCGAAGAUUGGGUGCACAAAGAGAUAAAAGCUGCGCUGAACUCAAAUUGCAAGAUUAUCCCCGUAUUUGACAGCCAAUUCAAAUGGCCCCAAGAGGAUGAUUUGCCAGCAGAUAUGAAAGGAAUUUGUCUGUACAACGGAUUAAGAUGGGAUCACGAGAAUCAAGAAGCUGUGAUAGAUAAACUGAUCAGAUUUAUAAAAGGAGAAGCACCUGAAUUGGAUGUAGCUGCUAAAUUGGAUGUAAAGAUCUUGACGAAUAUGUUGAAAAAAAAGUACAUGAAAAAACUAUCAAAGAAUCAUAAAACAUUAUAUGAAUUUUUAAAAAUGUAAAAGAUAAUUUUUUUUUUCAAAAAAUAUACUACACUUUGCUUGAGAUUUCAA